Molecule: messenger RNA, 1302 nt
Organism: Suillus fuscotomentosus
Lineage: Eukaryota; Fungi; Basidiomycota; Agaricomycetes; Boletales; Suillaceae
Product: Cation/H+ exchanger
Exons: 11
Coding region: 1-1302 (433 amino acids)
Biological process (GO): intracellular potassium ion homeostasis; sodium ion export across plasma membrane; proton export across plasma membrane
Cellular component (GO): plasma membrane
Molecular function (GO): sodium:proton antiporter activity
Source: RefSeq, a predicted model, not a curated record
AUGGAUUUAGAUUUACUACAAGUGUCGCCGGCGAGGAUCUCGUACAUCUGUCUUGGUGGCUUUACAGUCUUGUUCUCACUAGUGUCCCUCCUAAUCAAAGAGAAGCUUUAUGUCAAUGAAGUCGUUUUAGGAACCGCCUUCGGGAUUAUCAUAGGUCCUUUCGGUACCAGCAUCUUCGCACCCCAUUCGUGGGGUCCCUCGAGUAAUACCAUAACACUAGAGAUCAUGCGUAUCGUCCUUGUAAUUGGCUUAUUCGCAGCUGGAGUCGAAUUACCACCUGCAUAUAUGAAAAGGCAUGCCAAGAGCUUGUUGGUAAUGGUUGUGCCUACCAUGGCGUUUGGCUGGGUCGUAGUGGCUGCGGUCAUGUACGUGUUGUUCCCGAAACUCGACUACAUAUCAGCCCUUUGUAUCGCCGCUUGUUUGACCCCUACGGACCCGGUGACAUGUGCUGCCAUCACACACGGUAAAUUUGCCCACCAACAUGUUCGCGAGGAUAUUCGCCACAUCUUGUUGGCUGAGGCCGCAGCCAACGACGGCCUUGCCUACCCUUUUCUUGCGAUAUCCAUAUACCUCACCAUAGAGACAUCCGUUCAAACUGCUAUCGGCAAGUGGUUUUUGGUGGGAUGGUUAUACCAGGUCAUCCUUGGCACCGUUCUAGGAGCCGUUCUAGGAUUUCUGUUCUCCAAACUCAUGAAGAAAUCCCUUGAUCAAGGCUUUAUGGAUCGUAAAUCGUACAUUGCGCAGUACUUGGCUCUCUCCAUCUUUACUAUGGGAGUUGCGAGCACCAUUGGCGCGGAUGAUCUUCUUGCAGCAUUUGCAGCAGGCUGUGCAAUAUCCUGGGAUGGGCACUUCCAUGAACAGACAGAACAUGAGGAUUUCUCUUCUGUGAUAGAUUAUGUGCUGAACUGUUGUUGUUUCAUCUACAUCGGCGCUUGGCUACCCUUUAACGCCUAUGACUCUCCCGAAUAUGAUAUCAGCCCUUGGAAGCUUGUUCUUCUUGUGAUCGCUAUCAUGGUCUUCAGGCGAAUUCCAUCUUUAUUGGCGGUAUACAAAUUUGUUCCCGAGAUUGCAUGCUGGCGGGAAGCUCUAUUCUCUGGUCACUUCGAGAACCCGCCUGCAAAUCAAGCACAGUACCUCGCUACAACUAUCCAGCCUAUAGUGUCCUUUGUCGUCCUUGGUUCUAUCAUCGUUCAUGGCUUGUCUAUUCCGUUCUUCAAUGGAUUGGUCGUGUCGCGCUCUCGCACGACUUCGUUAAGCAAGACGUCGACUGACGAUAGUUAUGUUAUGGGCCCGGUAUGUUAG